AUGAUUGGAAACGCGGCCAAGCGGGUUGCCCUGCAAAGACUCGGUGUGGACAUCACCAGGCCCAACACGACCCGGGGCCACGGCGAGAUCCAUCUUAACAAGGCUCCUGUCGGCGCGUCCGGCGCAAGGCCGACGCUGAUUGCCGAUGCCGACGUUCCGCCUCAUAAGCGGCUCGGCAGGCCGAGAAAAUCUACGCUUUGCCAUGAAGUCGUAGCAAGGCCACUGUCAAUCUCUCACGGCGGGAACAUCUCCACAAUGCCGUCCGCGAUGCCGUCUGCGAUGUCGCCCACGACCUUAGAAGCUAGCGAUCAUGUCUAUAAUCGCAUGCUUCUCCCGUUUGCUGAUGCUGUGUGUUUCUUUGCCGACGACAUCGGCGGCGUAGAGGUCGUCGCCCAGCGUCUUGCGUCAUGGCUGAGCCUGAGUACGCCGUCCACAUCGUCGGUGCGGCCCUGGUUAGUGGUCGUCGUGAACGGCGACGAAGAGGAUUCCGCACGAAAUCACCUGCUACAGUCAAUCCGCAAGAGGACAAACGCCCACGUGUCCGAACGAUUCCACGGCGUCCGCGUCAUCAGCCUGGCCGACAAGACACCUAAGUCUCUCCGACGCCGCCUUGAUUCCCUGCGUUGGGACAUACUCAGCAAUGAGCUGUCCUACAUGACGGAGACAAAACGGGUCGAGCGCGUGCUCGCCAGCUGCCUCUUCUCGGCCACCCACCUCGCCGGCCUUCUCCGCCACGCCACAGAGCACGUCGGCGGUGCCGGCGCGCCGCCCCUCGACUUCCUCGCCGUCUCCCGGCUCGACAACCCGGUGGCGGCCGAUCUGCCGGCGCACCUCGCAGGGUUCCUCACGCAUUGCGACUCCGUCGACGACCUGAAGAGGUUCGCCGUACCUGUCAUCGCCUCCAGCUUCAUACUGGACCAGUACCCUCCGGACAUGCACCUCUUCGAUCCGCGCGACGUCUUCCAGAUGUUCUACAAGGACGUGUGCCACAACGUGUGCGGCACCGCCGUCCUCGCGCACGAAGGGUCCACCGACUUCCUCCUGCCGUCUCAGUUCGCCAAGAUGGUCGAGGGGCAGAUGGCCCGUAUGUUCCGGCAGCUGGCGACGGGCCAAGCCUCGGCGUCGCUGCAUCGACAGCUUGUCGCCGCCUUCGCGGAGGACUGGGUCCAGCUCAAGUCCAACAGCACAUGCUACCUUUGUCUGCGGCGCGCUCCGCAGGUCUUUCCCGCGUGCGGCCACGGUCACUGUCGAAACUGUGUCGAGGUAUUUGGCGUCGCAAGCGCGGCCGACCCGUGGCUCAUC
This is a messenger RNA of Colletotrichum abscissum, 1302 nucleotides long. RefSeq names its product phospholipase. The record is from RefSeq and is a predicted model, not a curated record. The transcript has 2 exons. The annotation marks the transcript as partial. Lineage: Eukaryota; Fungi; Ascomycota; Sordariomycetes; Glomerellales; Glomerellaceae.